Messenger RNA from Planococcus citri (citrus mealybug), 7860 nucleotides. Its product is annotated as ribonucleoprotein PTB-binding 1-like. Gene Ontology annotation, molecular function: RNA binding. The transcript is spliced from 2 exons. The coding region runs from base 454 to 2655 and encodes 733 amino acids. Gene Ontology annotation, cellular component: ribonucleoprotein complex. NCBI's taxonomy places the organism in Eukaryota, Metazoa, Arthropoda, Insecta, Hemiptera, Pseudococcidae. The record is from RefSeq and is a predicted model, not a curated record.
GCAACACUGCGAUGACGUCACAAACCACGAAAAUCAUACGAAAGCUCUCUUUGUUACUUGUUGCAGCCUUGCAGGUCGAAUGUAUACAAAUUUUUCCUUUGUACUGUUGAAUUGUGCAUUUUAAAUUCGACUCGGUGUUGCGUAAAAAGCACGUUUAAUCUAAAAAGAGUUAAUUAAUACGUUUAUUCGAAAUAUUUAACGUACGAAUGGUUGCUCAAAAGCGUCGUGUGUGUUUUACUAACAGUUCCAUAUGCGAUUGUUGAUGUAACGAGCGGGUCAACGGUAACCGUAUUGUUCAUUAUUGUGGCUUUUUUCGCCGAUGGAUUCACCAUGGUAAUGUUGUUCUCAACAUGUGAAAUCCUCAAACACGUUUCCAAAUUACGCCACAACAACAACAAUAACAACAACAACAAUCUCCGUGUGUGAAAAAUACAUACGUACGAUAAAAAAAUAAUGUCGACCAGCUGCGCUAAUAUACCAUUCGUCGCAUCAUCUGUGCUUAGUCGUUACGCAGCAUCGCCUAUAGUCACCGCAUCGGUAUCAACGACCAACGAUCAAUAUUGGGACGACACAAACGAUACGAAACCGUCGCCGGCGGCGUUGACGUUGACGUUGGAUGAUGUCAAACAAAAGAUAUCCGUCAUCAAGUCGAAAUUUCACCAAGACCGUAAACUAUUGGUGAAACAUUUACCUCGUAAUGUUGUCAAACAAGAGAUAUCGCAAUUGUUAAGCGAUUACCGUAUAAAAUACAUUCAUAUUACGAGUAACGAUGAUACAUCGGGCACGGCGAUGGUGACGUUAGAAGAUCCGCACAUUUUAGAAGACUGGAACACGGAUAACCCGUUUUUUUUGCGCGGACAAAGCGUAUCGGUGUCGCCGACACCGACGGAAAUGCUGCUCUGUGUAGCUAGGCUACCGCUGUACUACGGCGAAGACGAAUUUUACAACAUGAUCAAGAGUUACGGCGAUAUAAAAACGUAUUUCUUGAUGAUCAGCGAAAAAACGGGUAAAAGUAAAGGAUACGGGUUCGUUCAGUAUACGAAUAAGGAACACGCGAUGGCAGCUCGUAACGCUCUCAACGAUAAAAUCGUCGAUACGUUCCGGUUAGUGUGCGACUGGUUGGAUUCUAGUCAUUUGACGCUUAAAUCGCUGCAUUCGAAAUGUCUGUACGUGGACAAACUGCCGAAUAAUUUUAGAGAUAUGGGCGAAUUUCGCAAAGUUUUCGCCAAAGUGGUCAAUCCUCCGUAUUGCCAAAUAGCGUUGAAAAACGGAUGCCCUCUAGAUUGGGGAUUGGUCGAGUACUUGACCGCCGAAGACGCCGAAUUGGCUCAAACCUCCUGUAACAACGUCCCGAUACGUAAUCAGCCCAUUAGAGUUGUAUUCUAUAUACCCGGAGUCAGAGCUAUAAACUUGUAUCUGCGUUUGUUGAACGAUAUGCCGCCCAAAGGUAAAUCGGCCGGAUUACUGCCCGAUCCCAGCGGUCAAUCUAUCAUGCAGUCUAUACAAAAUCUAUCCAAACAGAAUCCCAUAUUCGCUCAGAAUUUAAAGAAUAUUAUUCUACAUCAAAUUCAAGAGUCGAAAUUAUCCAAAGAUGACGAUUCGCAGUCAGCUCCCACCUCGAAAUCCGCUCAAGAUACCAAAAUCAUCGACAGAAUGCCACCUACUCAUGGGGUAGUGAAAAAUGGUAAAUUGCUGGAAGAGAAACUCGGUCCUUCACCGCCGCCACCUUCUAACGUCGCUAGUGCCGCAGGCAUCGUGAAUACUUUACCGAUGAUAAACGCUAACGGAUUCGUAUCUCAGACGGCGGUUCCGACGAUCGUUGCCAAUACAGCCGUACCUCCUCCGCUGGUAGAAAAGCUCGCAGCGUACCCGAGACCUUUGUCUAUAAACGUCAAAGAGAAACCACCUGGCGCAGCAGCAGCCUGUUUGAAUCCUCAGCUAUUCUGGAACGAUCUAAUUUCGCCUACAUCUUUUCAUCAACUCAACGGCGCCUAUACUCCCAUGGUUCCGGCUACGAUUCCCAUCGAACCUACACCUCCACCUGCCCCAGCUACUGCUGCGUUCACCGUACCGGCAGUUUCGGCUGCUCAAAUGCCGCCACCACCUAAUUUCCUCCACGAAAUAAUCAACUUACCCAACAUGCAGCAGAAUUUGUUGAGUUUGAUCAAUCAUCACCCUUCGCCAGCCUGUACGGUUUCCCACUCGGUACCAAAUUUGACCGCUGUCGCUACUCCGGCCAUUUUCUCAACCUUGAAUCCAGCCGGAGCGCUAGAAGCGGCUAAUUGGUCGACAACUUUGACCGGUGCAGGAGCCGAGGCUGCUCUUAUACCGACUCCGUUGCCUCCUCAGUUCCUUACAGCUGUACCUAAAUCUGCCGCUGCCCUCAUACCCAACUGGCCGCCGUCUAUUCCGACUUUCAUACCACCGAGCAGUAUUCCAACUGUGUUCACCAGCGAAUGCUGGCAAACGACAGCCAGUAUGCCUCACAGUUUCAUCGUCACCCAGGCAGCUUCCACACCCAUUGUAACUGGACAAAAACGUAAACUUUUACCUUCGCCCGAAAAGAGUCCCGAAGGGUCGUAUAUCGGUCAACAUUCUCAAGGUAUAGGAGGGCAUUAUGCCGAUUCGUAUUUUAAAAAGAAGAAAAUGUUUUGAACAUCGUUUUCGUCGCUUUCAAGCUGUUAUAGUGUAUAAUUGUCUUUUUCCCUCUUUUUUUACUCUGUCAACUUACUCUACUACGUUCCUUUGUGUAUAUGUUUGUUUUAUGAUUUUAAUCGUCGUCUCGUUUUAAAUCCCAAAGAGGUUUUUCUUUUCGCGCAUUUAUCUUUUUUUUUUUUUAUUCUUUCGAAUUUUCUUUCCUUUUUUUUUUUAGAUUACUUAAUUAUGCAUUUAUUUUACAUGUGCUAUUUUAAUUUAUUACUUUUUUUUUCUUUUUUCUUUAUCUUUAUGUGCUCUUUCUCUAUAAUGGAGUAUUUCAACUCGUUUCUCCUUAUCUUUGUUCUCUUUUUUUUUAUUUUUUAGCUUUUUCGUAUAUUUUUUAAUUUUUUACUAUUUCUUUUUUUAAUUUUAAAUAACUCGAGUAUUCUGUUUCAUUGUGUUUUUAUCGCUUCUGAUUACGUGAGCUUUUGAAUUUUUCAUCAGUAUUCGCUUGUCUGCUCUCCUCCUUUUGCAUUUAUUUCUCAUUUUGAGGUAUGUUUCAGAAAUUUUCCGAGGUAUCGGUGAAUUUUAAACGAAAUUGCGAUUAUUCUACUAUGGGAUGUUCUCUAAAUAUUUCGAUCAAUGCCCCAAAAAUUCUUCAACGAAGAACCUGCAGCCUUCUGUGAAUUUGAAAAAACCAAAGCACGAUAAAGCUCUAGCAAAUUUUCUUGACUAGGAACCCAGUUCUGAAGUACCUACCUAUACAUGAAACAGAAUUAAUCAUUCUUUCGUCUUCCUAUCUCUUUUAAUUUAUUUCACCAAAUCAACGUUAAAUUCUUACUCCUCGUAGAUCUGAAUCCAGGUUUUUGAGAACCUCCCCUCCUUUCUGAUAUAAGAUUUCCGAUAUUUUUCAAAAAAAAGAAAGUUUAUGUUUGUAACUUUUUUAUACACCUUGUAGGUAUUCGAUAAAGAAUCUAAUUCGUAUUAAGAACAUCGACGAUGAAAAAUUCAACAUCGAAUCAAAAUUUAUUGAUACUAAGAAGACUUCUGGGACAUAUUACUCGUAUGUUCAGCUUUUUUAGAUUUCUCCGCUUCUCUUGUCCAUUCUCGUCUCCUUUCAUGUUUCGUGUUAGGUCACAAUAUACUACAUAUACGUGAAUUUCAUUCGAAAUUGAAAUUCACUACGUGUAGUUCCCCCCCCCCCCCUCUAAUGUACCUAUAUCGAGUCGGAUACGUGUACAGGGUGUUUUAAAAAAUUCAACGAAAAUAUUGACCAAAUUUUUUACUUUCAUGAUAUACGUAUUUUAUUUUUUUUUAGAAAUAAGUAUACAGCCUAUUUCGUAAACAUGCAGUAUUUACUUAAUGCGUUUGUUUGUUUUGUUUCCUUUUUACAUAAAGCUCAAGUCCGCUCAUUCGUUAUUCCUUUUCCUGUGAUUUUUCUUCUUUUUUUUUCUUUUUUUUAAAUCAUCAGUUAUUUAAUACUUGAGAUUUCACUUUCUCGUAAAUGAAAAAAUUUUCAGGUAUUAUUUUAAACGCCCAUUUCUUUUUUCGUAACUUUAGAUUUUAAAAAUUGUGUAACUUUCAUCCAAUUGUGCUAUUUUGCUUUUUUUAUAGUGUAAAAAAAAACGCUUAUUACGUAAGAUUAAGAUUUUAGGGUAAGUUGAAAGCUUUCGAAAAACGUGAAGAUGCGCAACGAAAUUUUUAAUAAAGUUUGCCUCGCCAUCUCCGCCUUGCCUGUCGAUGACGGUUCGUUUAAAUUAUCUUCUUUUACGUGUAGUACCUCGUUUUAGGUAUUUUGAACGGAAAAGUGCCUCGUUCUGCGGCGUCCUUUCGGUUCAAAAGAUAAUUAUAGGAGUAUUUUUUUUUUCGAUUUUUGCUCACGUAUCUAACGUACGUAUUUUUCCUUUCUCACGUUUUUUAGCUAUUCACUCGACCCUUUUUUUUCUCGGUAUUCAAUUUAGCGAUAAAUUGCGCAUUUUCUGUUCAUUGGUUACUUUGAAUUACGUCAUUUUUGUUAGCUUUCGACGUAGUUAUUCCAAUUGUAUUGAUUUGGAGUUAAAUCUCAAUGCCAGUCACAUUUUGUUGGAAUUUCGAUGAAUAAUUAGAAAUCAACUCGGAGCUCUUUUUUUUUCAAUGUUUGGUUUUUAAAAUUCAAAAAGAGUGUAAUUUCGGGUAAUAUUGAGCAUUUUUGGUAGAAGGGUGGAAUUUUUUAAAAACCUACUUUGGCUGUAAAAUGACCAAAGGGUAUUUCCGGAUAAGAUAGGUGAAAUGCCCCUGUCUUCGGAUUUUUGAUUGAACAUUGUUGGGCACCUCUAAAAAAAAUUGUAGACCCAAAAAUUUGUCCCCCACCCCACCCCCUUGUUCACAAUGACAAAAAAACACCUUUUUGGGGGGAAAAAAUCGCACUUCAAUGAGUUUUGAAUAAAACAUUUUUGAUUUUACCCAAACUGUGUACAAAAAGCAUGGGUCUAUUCACAUGAAUUUUUUAAAAAAAAUUUCGGCCCCCCGGGGGGGGGGAGAUAUUGACCAAAGAAAAUUUGAAACCGCCGUAUCUCCGAACCUAAUUCUUGUGCACAACAUUUUUUUUCUUCUAAAAAUAUGUUCUAGUAAGGUAUUAUUUUUGGAAAUUUUUUGAAAUUUUUUCUCCAAGUGGGUCAUCUUCAAAAACUCAAAAAACUCUUCUAAAUGUUUUUUUGAGUCAUAGCACCGCCAAUUUUAAAAAAAUACUCAUAGUGAAGUUCUGAAGCUUUGCACGUGAAUCUCGAAAACUGUAGAAUAUGCAAAAAUUCCUCAAAAAGCUCAUUUUGGGCCCAUGGGCACCUCCCCACCCAAUUUUGGGUCUGAAAAAUGUUGGCAAUAUGGGUGUCGUUUUCAUAUAAGUCGAACUCUCUGAACACGAAUACGAAGUUGGAUUUACAAUUGGACCCUUCCAAGGGCUUCAUUUUGGGUGGGGGGGGGGUUCCUUAACUACAUGUCAAAAAAAUGUGCGAUUUUUUCCGCUCCCUACCUCUAAAGUGGUAACCUCUGGUGAGAAAAUUAUUCCCUAUUUUUUAUUUUUUCCAUUUUCGAAAAAUUCGGCUCAGGGUGCGGUGGGCCCCUCAAUUUUCAAAAAUUUGAAAAAAUCCUAAUUCAAAGAAAAAUUUUUAAAAUUUUAAAAUUGCAAGUUCCAUAAUUUCUAAAAGGUCCCUUUUGAGUAAAAUAGACUCUCAUGAUGAUUGGGGGUGGGGGGGGGUAAUUUGGCAUAAAAAUGAACCUUUUUAGAUAUUGAAGUGAGCAUUUUUGUAAAAAAAUCGACUUGAAAAAAUAAACAAAAAAAUUGCAUUUUGGCGGGAAAAGGCACGUUUUUGUCAGAAAAUUAUCACGUUUGGCGAAUUUUUUGAGAAUGAAAUGAAGAGAGCGCUGAUUAUUCAAAUUUGUGUUUUUUUUUCAGUUCCAUUCAGCUGACCCUUCUUCUCAUCAUUUCACAGAAAAUUAUGUUUCUUUCUGGCGAUUUGUGAUUGGCUUAUUUCACGUGUUUUAUCUUCUAUUUUGUAUGUACUUAUUCGAGUGUGUCAAAAAGAAACACCAGUGAAUUUAUAUGAUGUAAAAUAUGUGUAUGUAAUGUAUCCAUAUUUAUACGAGUGUAUUACAAUCAGGGUAAUUUUUAUGCUGAAAUGCUCUGUCUAGUUUUUGAAUAGGCCUACGUACAAGUAUUUCAUUUUAUUAUUUUUUUUUAAACGUUCUGUGUUGUGUUUGUGCAUUCUUUAACGUAGAGUUUGAAUCUCUCUAUCAUUGCUCGUCGUUGUACAUUUUUUAAAGCUUUUAUAUGUGUAUUACGUUAUGGACUUAUUACUUUUUCGCAUUUUUAAAAAUUUUAUUUCAGAUUUUAGCAUUCGACUUUACGAACAUUCCUUUCAUUUCCUUUGAACAAAAGUACCUAUUACUUAUUUAACUAAUCGAUGGCAUAUUGAAUAACUUUGAUGGAAUUCUCGAUGCCUUCGGAGAGUUAAAUUCCCAUUCCUCCGCUGGUCAAGUCACCUUGAUAGUAAUUAGUUUUGCGAUCAAAUUCGAGUUGAAUAUUCGUUUCAUUUAUAUUUUAUUAAUUCAUAAUCUGUGUUCUCUAAUCAGCUAGCUCACUACAUGAUUAUUAUAGAAAUUCUGAUAUUUUAUUAGCUCCUUCCACCGAUUUAUUAUUCUAAUUGUGUUUCGAAGUACGUUGUGAUAAAAGUGAAUAUUUUCAAAAAAACUUUAAUACGUUUAUGCCUAAACUUUCAUGUGUUAUUUUUUAAUUUAUAAACAAAAUGAUAAUUCGUAAAACGCAGGAUUAUUUUUGGAGACUGACGUAGAUAUUGAAUAUUUAAAUUUAAAAAAAAACUCUAAAAUUUUAUUCUACUUUGAUAUAAAAUUUAAGACUUUGAAAAUCAUGUUUGUGAUAUUAAUUGAUCUGUUUUUUUUUAUUUAAAACAUUGUUUAAAUAAUUAUUCCUCGUAUAAGAUUUUAAGUAAUCAUCACAUUCCCCUUCACCCUGUGUAACCUCCCAGCGUAGCAUUUUGAAACUUUUUAUGAAGUUGAACACGGUAGUGGCUUAAUUUUGAAGCUUUUCGAUUUCUAUUUAUGUACUAUUUAUAGAAUCGUACACGCAUUUCGUAGGCAUUGUAAUGUUACAUUUUUAAAAAGGUGUAUGAUUAAGCAAGCUUAAACUUUAGGUUAUUAAGAGCUUGAAAAAAUGGUGAAAUUUUUAUUUUCCUUAAUUUAUAAUGUUUAUAUACUAGUCACAUUUGUAAUUUUGUCGAACGAGAUGCAGUAUUAUUAAAGAAACGAAUUCUCUUAUAUAUUUGGAUAAUCUGCUUCACAGUAAGUUCAUUGAACUCUGGAAUAAAUACCUGCGAGUGUUUUCUGUAUCACGUGUUUUUGAGUGGGAAAUCGGUUUUAAAAAGGUAGAAAUUGAUGUAUCGAUGGAUCGAUGGUGUAGUGUGUGUGUGUGUUUUUCUAAAUAUAGGAAUGUAUGUUUUUGUCAUUUGUCAUUUUUUAAUUGGAGACUUGGGAACCAAGAGUAUGUGAUAAUGAUUUUUUUUUUCUUCAAUUUAUUACAAUUAUAUUACAAUGCAUCACUCUAAAAUAAAGUGUUUUAAUUCCUAUAGGUACCUAAUUUAUUGUAUUUUUAAAUCAAGUAUAUUUUAUACAGACAAGUUGAUCGGUAUCUAAACAAUUUUUAAUAUUUUGUAUUAAAGUUGUUACAAAUUA